UCUCCUUGUGCCUCUCCCGUCAAUACCACUAUGUUGCUGAUCCUAUGACUUGGACCGAAGCUCAAACCUACUGCAGAGAGAAAUACACAGACCUGGCCACUAUCGAAAACACAGAAGAAACAGACCAACUUCACGGCACAGUUUCACCUCUUCAUAACUCUUACACCUGGAUCGGCCUGUACAGUAAAAUCGAAUGGAAAUGGUCAGACGGCUACAACGGCAGUGGGGCUGAUUACAGGAACUGGAAUAAUAUUGACAACGACGACCCUGAAUUUUAUUCAGGUCUACAGUUUUGUGUGGAGAUGGAAGGACGUGGAAGAUGGUAUGAUAAUACAUGCCCUAAGAAAUUUACAUUCAUCUGCUACAGAGGAACACAACAGGAUCCUGAAUUUGUUUUUGUCAAUGAAAAAAUGGAUUGGUCCAGUGCACAGAGGUACUGCAGGGAGAACUACAUAGACCUGGCCAUUGCAAGGAAUGACUCUGAGAACCAGGAGAUCCAUCAAGUCCAUCCAAAUCAAAACGAGGUAUGGAUUGGUUUGUACAGAGAUCCAAACAUUUACUGGUCUGAUGGGAGUAGCUCCUCUUUCCAGUUCUGGGCCGACUGUCCAAAUCCUUUGGGCUCCUUGAGUGUGGUAUGUGGCGUUGCAAACUUGGCAAGUUCAGGGAGAUGGAGAGUACUGCCCUGUGACCGUAAAUUCCCAUUUGUGUGCUACAGCAGAACCCCGACUGAAAUGAGGCAGGUAAUAAAGCUGAGGAUGAAGCUUGAGGACUCCUCUGUGGAUCUGAAUGACCCUGCUGUGACAGCUAACAUACUGAAAGAGCUCCAGAGAAGAUUACAGGACAGUGGAGUAAGUGGAGUCACCAUCAAGUGGAGAGAGCAGCCGGAUGGGAAGGUGUUCCACAAGGAGCAAAAAGCAGUCUUGGAGGAAAAACAGAGAAAUCCAUGUUGA
This is a messenger RNA of Notolabrus celidotus (New Zealand spotty), 950 nucleotides long. Its product is annotated as secretory phospholipase A2 receptor-like. The transcript has 4 exons. The coding region runs from base 45 to 950 and encodes 301 amino acids. The record is from RefSeq and is a predicted model, not a curated record. NCBI's taxonomy places the organism in Eukaryota, Metazoa, Chordata, Actinopteri, Labriformes, Labridae.